UUCUUCCGAGGGUUUUCUCGAUGAAGUGAGGGAACUAAGGAAGCGGGCUGAGGAAAUCCCAGAUGAUUACUUUGUUGUUUGGUUGGAGAUAUGAUCACUGAGGAAGCUUUGCCCACCUAUCAGACAAUGCUCAAUACCGCUGAUGGUGUUCGUGAUGAAACUGGGGCAAGUCCAACUUCUUGGGCAGUUUGGACCAGGGCCUGGACUGCUGAGGAAAACAGGCAUGGUGACCUUCUAAACAAGUACCUCUACUUGAGUGGGAGAGUGGAUAUGAGGCAGAUCGAAAAGACGAUUCAGUAUCUUAUUGGAUCAGGAAUGGAUCCACGCACAGAGAACAGCCCCUACCUUGGCUUUAUUUACACAUCUUUCCAGGAGAGGGCGACUUUCGUAUCGCAUGGUAACACUGCAAGGCACACACAGGACUAUGGUGACAUGAAGCUCGCUCAGAUCUGUGGAAUCAUUGCUGCUGAUGAAAGGCGCCAUGAGACUGCCUACACCAAGAUCGUGGAGAAGCUGUUUGAGAUUGACCCUGAUGGCACAGUCUUGGCAUUUGCUGACAUGAUGAAGAAGAAGAUAUCCAUGCCUGCUCAUAUGAUGUAUGAUGGGCAAGAUGACAACCUCUUUGAGCAUUUCUCAGCUGUUACUCAGAAGUUGGAGGUUUAUACAGCUAAGGAUUAUACAGAUAUAUUUGAAUUCCUGGUUGAUCGAUGGAAUGUUGAGAAGCUAACGGGUCUUUCUGGGGAGGGGCAGAAGGCCCAAGAUUUUGUGUGUGGCUUGGCUCCAAGGUUUAGGAGGUUGCAAGAGAGAGCCCAAAGUCGGGCAAAGCAAAUCGGAAGAGUUCCUUUCAGCUGGAUUUUCAACAAGGAAGUUCUGUAG
Messenger RNA from Amborella trichopoda, 876 nucleotides. RefSeq names its product stearoyl-[acyl-carrier-protein] 9-desaturase, chloroplastic. The record is from RefSeq and is a predicted model, not a curated record. Gene Ontology annotation, cellular component: chloroplast stroma. Gene Ontology annotation, biological process: fatty acid metabolic process. Gene Ontology annotation, molecular function: stearoyl-[ACP] desaturase activity. Lineage: Eukaryota; Viridiplantae; Streptophyta; Magnoliopsida; Amborellales; Amborellaceae.